This is a messenger RNA of Lytechinus variegatus (green sea urchin), 1379 nucleotides long. Its product is annotated as MAM and LDL-receptor class A domain-containing protein 1-like. Lineage: Eukaryota; Metazoa; Echinodermata; Echinoidea; Temnopleuroida; Toxopneustidae. The transcript has 9 exons. Bases 16 to 1371 code for a protein of 451 amino acids. The record is from RefSeq and is a predicted model, not a curated record. Gene Ontology annotation, cellular component: membrane.
UCCGAGGGUCAUUGUAUGAGCUUCUGGUAUAAUAUGAAUGGUGCAGAUAUCGGUGUAUUGAGGGUACAGCUAGAGACCGUUGAUCUCAGCGCGAAUAUGACUCUGUGGGACUAUGGAGCAAACGUUGGUGAUGUCUGGAAUCCUGGUCAGGUUCCCAUCAUCAUGGAUAGUUCAAAUUACUGGAUUGUAUUUGAGAUGCUGAAAGGUGGAGGAGAUGAAGGCGAUACUGCUAUAGAUGAUAUCACAUUCUCUGAAGUUAUAUGCGGAGUUUCACCACCUUAUGCCGAUCCGGACAGUAAAACAACAACACCACGCCCCACCACGGUUCCUGUAACUACGCCUGGAAUCAAAUAUGGCUGUAAUUUUGAUAUUGACUGGUGUGAUUUUGCUCAGUCUACGACUGAUGAUAUCCAAUGGUCUCGUACAAACUUGUUAACACCUACAUCAAGCAGUGGUCCAGAGAGUGAUCAUACAACAGGAGAUGAGACUGGAUUUUAUGUCUUCACUGAAGGCACUUACAACCAGCGCAAGACGGCAGCUUUCACAUCACCCACCCUUCCUGCCUCCUGGGGUGGGGCGUGUGUUGAUUUCUGGUAUCACAUGUGGGGUGUUCAUAUGGGUACAUUGAAUGUCUAUGCAGAAGAGAACUCAACCAGUAUUAACUUACUUUGGACUAGGAGUGGUUCUAGAGCUAGGGUCUGGUAUCAAUCUAGGGUACACUAUUCAACAUUGUCAGAAUUUAAGUUUGUCUUUGAAGGCAUAAUGGGUAUUGAUUUGUCAAGUGACAUUGCUCUAGAUGAUAUCUACAUUACACCGGGACCUUGUCCAGCAAUCCAUGCAUGCAGCUUUGAGGAUGCUGAUAUAUGCGGUUACAAGCAAGAUUUAACUGAUGAUUUUGAUUGGGUAUGGGGUAAUGGUUCUACAACCACUCCCUACACAGGACCCUCUGUUGACGUUACCUUGGGAACAGAUGAAGGUCAUUACAUGUACAUUGAAGCUAGCAAUCAGAAUCCGGGUACGAGUGCAAGAUUGAUAUCGCAACGCUUUACCCCAGAUGAAAAUACUACUGAUAUUUGUUGGAGUUUUUUCUAUCAUAUGUAUGGUGAUCAGAUGGGAACACUCAAUACUUGGGUUGAGGGAGGGAGUAUUCCCAGCUGGACAUUUACAUCAGAUGGUGGAGUUGCUGACCGUUGGUAUUAUGCUGAAUUUGGAGUGACCAGUCAAUCCUCAUAUACAAUAGCAUUUGAGGGUGUGGUUGGGAGUGGAAGUCGGGGUGAUAUAGCUAUUGAUGAAGUUGACUAUAAACCAGGACCAUGUGCUUUUGGUAAUGGAAUAUUCAUACGUCAUAUUAACACCCAUAACCAGCCAUAAAUCUGCAU